Messenger RNA from Symbiodinium sp. CCMP2592, 1737 nucleotides. Lineage: Eukaryota; Dinophyceae; Suessiales; Symbiodiniaceae. The record is from the annotation of a GenBank genome assembly.
AUGCAGAGUGUCUCCUCCUCCUCUGCCUCUGACACUGGGCGCUCUGCAAAAGCGCAGAAAUUUUAUCGGUUGCUGUCCUUGCCCAGUGUCGACUUGGCCGCCUUGCGGGAGCUCCUAUGGUCCGGCGCACCGGAGGAGGAUCCGAAAAUUCGGGCAGAAGCUUGGCAGAUGUUGCUGGGAUACUUGCCCCCAGUCAAAGACAGACAAGGGCCAGGAUUGCAGAAAAAGCGAGAAGAGUAUGAAGAGCUUCGGAGGAGACAUUACGCGCCCAUCGAGUCAGGCCAAGAUGGUCUGAGUGAUGUGGAUUCAGCGGCGAUUCUGCGGCAAAUUCGUGUAGACAUCCCGCGGACAUCGCCGGGCUUACCCAUCUUCAGUCACCUGCGGAUACAUCAACUCCUGGAGCGGGUUCUUUUUAUUUGGUCCAUACGGCACCCGGCCAGUGGCUAUGUGCAGGGGAUCAAUGACAUUGCGACACCUUUUGUAGUGGUUCUGCUGGCAUCAAAACUGGACUGCUUGCCUGAAGACAUUGAUGUGGAUGCUGCCACUGACGAAAUGCUGGACUCCGUAGAGGCCGGUGCGUACUGGUGUCUCACCAAGUUCCUCAGUGACAUUCAAGACCACUACACCGCAGGCCAGCCAGGAAUACAGCAGAUGGUUGCGAAACUAAAGGAGAUUGUCCAUCGAAUAGACCAGAAAUUGUACGAGCAUCUGGAGUCGCAAGGCUUGGACUUCUUGCAGCUUUCUUUCAGGUGGAUGAACUGCUUGCUUCUUCGCGAGUUCCCGUUCCCAUGUGUCAUACGACUCUGGGAUACAUACAUCGCGGAGCCACUGGAGGGGUUCUCCUCGUUCCACGUCUAUGUCUGUGCAGUGUUCCUCAUUUACUGGUCUCCGCAGCUUAAGCAGAUGGACUUCCAGCAACUCAUGCUGUUCAUGCAGAAGCUUCCAACCGGAAAGUGGCGAAACCAGGAGAUUGAAACACUUCUUGCGGAGGCAUUCGUUGGUGCCAGCGAGCGGAGUCCUCUUCACGGCCCGCGUUCUUUGCAACGGGAAAAGAUCGAGUCUGGUCUGGCUCCAUACGUCUCCAGACCCUUGAAGGUGAAGGAAGAUCUCAAAGCAAACAGGUACUUUGUUGCAUCCGACUACAACUUUGAUGGAGGCUCGCAUCGAUCUCCCUGGUCUGACAGGUACAUCCCUGUGCCUCCUGGUGGCGAGGCUGAGGAGGAGAGACUCUUCCGGCCGUCUGCACGCCUGAAGCGACUUGAGCAAAGCUUCAAUGAGGUGUUCGAGGCCUAUGUCAUGAGCUACUACGAGGGUGGCGUGUCGUCUGUCUACCUCUGGGACCUUGAUGAGGGCUUCGCCGGCGCAUUCCUGGUCCACAAGGAGCUCGCGAAGGUCCUUGGCGACGGAAAGACGGGCGUGUGGGACUCGAUCCACGUAUUGGAGGUACGGGAGUCGCCGAACUCUCACUAUGUGGAUUUCAAGCUCUCCAGUACGAUCUGGCUUCAUUUUCAGGUCGCCACCAAGGCCGAUCAGACGGAGCUCUCCGGACAUCUCACACGUCAGGCAGAAGCUCGGCUGGACCGGCGCAAGAAGGCUGGAGAGGAUGCCCAGAUCAUCCAAGUGGGGACCAUGAUCGAGGACAACGAGAACUUCCUGCGACAUAACUUGGAAUGCAUUCAUUUGGCGAAGCAGCGCACCGUGCUCGAUGCCGUGCGGUCGCAGGCAGCUGGCCCCUGA